AUGUUUCGUCAUCCCGUUAAUACCAACAAUAAAAAAAGUGUUGUUAAUAAUUACGACGCAAUUUGCAGUUCGGAUAAUCUCGACCAGCCGUCGUCAGCCAUCGGCAGCGCAGUCCUCCGACGACAUUCAUCCUCGAUCAAGACCUACGAUGCUGUGGAGUUCCGCGAGCGAUUGAAACGAGGUUCAUCACUUGACGAUCUGCCAUCCCAGCGCGUCAGCAUUUUGCCGCAACCGAAUUCGGCACCGAAUCGACGACACGUCGUAUUUGUAAAGAAUCGAACGUGCUCAAUUCCGCGGAAUAUUCUUCGCAAGGCUUCGAACUACACAAAAUUGUCGAGUCUGGCGAGAGUCGCGUGGCUCCGACCCUACUCGACGGAUCCAAUGUAUUCAGCAACUCUGCCGAGAAAUUAUGGUGUUCAUAUGGACGAUCCACCGUUUCAUUAUGAUCCGAUGGCAUUUCCGGAAAGGCCUUCGACUGUUGGACGAGCCCAAUUUGGACAUAUCAUUCAUAAUGAAAGGCGAUUCGCGACGCUUGAGAAAUCGCGUGCACAUCAGCGAAUGUCCAAGUCCGACUACCACCUAAUGAUGGAUGCUCCCAAUCAGUACACCGAUUACGACACAAUUCAAAGAAUGGUGAGUGUUUCAGUUUAG
Molecule: messenger RNA, 651 nt
Organism: Caenorhabditis bovis
Lineage: Eukaryota; Metazoa; Nematoda; Chromadorea; Rhabditida; Rhabditidae
Source: the annotation of a GenBank genome assembly